Molecule: messenger RNA, 730 nt
Organism: Danio rerio (zebrafish)
Lineage: Eukaryota; Metazoa; Chordata; Actinopteri; Cypriniformes; Danionidae
Source: RefSeq, a predicted model, not a curated record
GGUUACUGUGUGGUUAGUACAGCACGUAUAAAAGGACCUCCUGCACUGCAAUAAGACUCUUUGCUCUCUGAUAGAUUUUAAAGACAGCCCAAAAAAUUAUUAUACUAUUUCUACAAUGAUUCUCUGGGCAUUUGUUACUGUUCUUUGUGUUGCGCGUGCUGCACAUUCUCGUGUUGAUCAGCCAGAUAAAGUAUUGACUGUGGAGCUUGGCAGCACUGUGACUCUGCGGUGUAUUUCGAUCAAAGAUAACAUUUUUUGGUACAAGCAAGUUGCUGGUCAACAACCUCGAGUCAUAUCAGCAUUUGAGAAAUUGAUGGAGCCCAUAUUUUACAAUGAAUUUAAAAAUGAACGUUUCUGGGGCAAAAAACUGAGCAGCAGCAUAAAUCUGACAAUCUCCGACAUCAUCCAGUCAGAUGAAGCAGUGUACUAUUGUGCAUCAAGAGCAUUUUAUAUUGAGUUUGGAAGUGGAACACAUCUGAAAAUUAAAGGUCAUCAAGCUUCAGCACCUCAGACCUCAAAUUUGGAUCAUCUGAACAACUCUAUUGAGUGUAGACAAAAAUGCAAUGAAAACAGCACAACAGAAAUGUUCCAAAGCUCUAGACAAGGCAAUCAUAUCAGAGGGCAUGCGAAUGCUAAGGACCCCGAUGAUGAAAAUUUGACAUAUGCAGCCUUAGAUUCACUCAGAAAAACGUUCAAUCUAGAAGAAAAUCACAGCAGAAAGUGCACUUGA